Solea senegalensis (Senegalese sole) is the source of this 1747-nucleotide messenger RNA. RefSeq names its product putative olfactory receptor 52L2. Gene Ontology annotation, biological process: G protein-coupled receptor signaling pathway. The record is from RefSeq and is a predicted model, not a curated record. The coding region runs from base 429 to 1466 and encodes 345 amino acids. Gene Ontology annotation, cellular component: membrane. The transcript has 2 exons. NCBI's taxonomy places the organism in Eukaryota, Metazoa, Chordata, Actinopteri, Pleuronectiformes, Soleidae. Gene Ontology annotation, molecular function: olfactory receptor activity.
UGGAAAAGCAAAAAAAUAACUAGUAGAGUCGAGCUAGAACUGUAUAAUGGGAAAGUGCACAUGGAUUAACUGUAUAUCCACUGUUUACACCUGCACGUGUCAGAUGAAUCAGAUCAGAAAUAAAGCGAAUUUGUUACUUUUUCCUUGUGUCAAACGUUCAGUUUCCUCGGUGUAAACAUCAUCGCUCACUCUGGUGGGUUGCACUCAUCCAUUCACUGGCGUCUCACAAACACUCACACACUCACAGUCAGUUUUACAGUCAAUGAAUUUGACAACAUACAUCACUGAAAUGUGUUUUUAAUCGGUUAGAGUAGAAGAGAAUAGAACCAAUUUGCCUUCUGCUCACCAGGAGAUGGUGACGGAAGGAGAUGCACAGAGAGUGUUAGAAGUCAGAGACGACUUCCAAAAGCAAAGCAUGCUGAGGCGUGAUGCCGCGCUCUCCCCUGAGAGCAGCCGCAUUCUUAAAAAACAGCGGCUGGAGGCUGGCACUGGCGUUCACUGACCGCCGCCCACCAGCUCAGAUGGACAACGCCACGUACAACAGCCUCAUCCUGCAGCUCGAGGGAAUCAAGGUCACCAAGACAAGCAGGUACCCCGUCUUUGUCGCUCUGCUCCUCGUCUACAUCUUCAUCUUUGUCGCCAACCUGGGCAUCAUGGUGCUGAUCUGGAUGGACAGAAGCCUGCACCAGCCCAUGUACCUGCUCUUUUGUAACCUGUCCGUCAACGACGUUAUGGGGAACUCGCUCCUGGUUCCCAGGGUCCUGGCCGACGUUCUGGUGCCGCCGUCAGAGCGCUUCAUUCACUACUAUGAGUGUCUGAUGCAGGCGUUCACUGCGCACAUGUCCGGCACCAACGCCCACACCGUGCUCAUGAUCAUGGCUUUCGACAGGUACGUGGCCAUCUGUGAGCCGCUGCGCUACGCCGCCAUCAUGACGGAUCGGAUGGUAAUCAAGCUGACGGUGUCCGCGUGGGGCGUGGCCUUCGCACUGGUGGUGGUUCUGCUGAGUCUGACCUCGCGGCUGAACCGAUGCCGGACGCUGGUCGCGAACGCGUUCUGCGACAACGCCUCGCUCUUCAAACUCUCCUGCGAGAGCUCCCUCGUCAACAACGUGUACGGCCUGACCUUCACCGUGCUGCUGUUCUCCUCCUCCAUCGGCUCCGUCGUCCUCACGUACGCCAAGGUCACGGAGGCGUGCCUGCGCGGCAAGAGUGCGUCACUGAACGGCCGAGCGCUGAAGACGUGCGGCACGCACCUGUGCCUCUACCUGCUCAUGCUGCUCAGCGGGAUGGUGAGUAUCGCGUUGCACCGCUUCCCCCAGCACGAUGAGUACAGGAAGAUCUCGGCCAUUCUCUUCAACGUGGUCCCCGGCAGCCUGAAUCCCGUCAUCUACGGCCUGCAGUCGCACGAAAUACACAGGUGCUUGUCCAACGUGUUCCGGCGCCGGAGAGCUCACCUGGCCUUUUAAACGUCCACGCCUGACGUCGCCACAGUGACGGUUUAUAUUUGACCUCAGGUGUUUUGACCAUAUAUAAAUCUAUAUAGAUAUAUCUAGCCAUAUAUGUUUAUAUCUUUUGUUACUUAUGAAAUUCAUUUGUCCACAGACAAACAGUUAGGUUUUGGUUGUGGUCUCCUAGUGGACUGUAAAGGUACUACAGGUGUGUGAGCAUGACUUACAGCAUUUUAACAAAUAUUCUAUUUCAAUAUUUUAUUAUUUUUUAAAUAUGUGUGUAUAUAAAUGCAUGUACU